Molecule: messenger RNA, 1029 nt
Organism: Scedosporium apiospermum
Lineage: Eukaryota; Fungi; Ascomycota; Sordariomycetes; Microascales; Microascaceae
Product: Coproporphyrinogen-III oxidase
Exons: 2
Coding region: 1-1029 (342 amino acids)
Cellular component (GO): mitochondrial intermembrane space; cytoplasm
Molecular function (GO): coproporphyrinogen oxidase activity
Source: RefSeq, a predicted model, not a curated record
AUGGCGACCCAAGAAGCCACGAAACUCGACAUCAAGAAGCUCAAGCUCGCCGAGCGAGAUGACGAAACCAAGGCGAACCAAGUCAUCGACGAGUCUUCGCCCAUGCGCCUCCGCAUGGAGAAGUUCAUCAAAGAGCAACAGAAAGUCAUAGUCGCCGGCCUCGAAGAGCUCGACGGCCAAAAGUUCCGCACCGACGAAUGGAAGCGUCCCGGCGGCGGCGGCGGCAUCACCUGCGUCAUCCAAGACGGAAACGUCUUCGAGAAGGGCGGCGUGGCCGUCAGCGUCGUCUACGGAACCCUGCCCAAGGCGGCCAUCGCGUCGAUGCACUCCAGCCACAAGUCCAUUGCCGCCGACGCCGAGUCGCUCGAUUUCUUCGCCGCGGGGCUGAGCAUGGUGAUUCAUCCCAAGAACCCCAUGGCGCCGACGGUACAUCUGAACUACCGGUACUUCGAGACGUGUCGUGAGGACGGCACGAGCCAGGCCUGGUGGUUCGGCGGCGGCGAGGACUUGACGCCCAGCUAUCUGUUCGAGGAGGAUUGCGUGCACUUCCACCAGACGAUCAAGGACGUGUGCGACAAGCACGACAAGAGCUACUACGCGCGCUUCAAGAAGUGGUGCGACGAGUACUUCUACAUCAAGCACCGCGGCGAAGGCCGCGGCAUCGGCGGCAUCUUCUUCGACGACCUCGACGAGUCCGAGGCGAGCGCCGAGAAGACGUUCGCUUUCAUCCAGGACGCCCUCAAGUCCUUCCUGCCCUCGUACAUCCCCAUCAUGAAGAGGCGCAAGGACAUGCCUUUCACCGAGGCCCAGAAGGAGUGGCAGCAGAUUCGCAGGGGCCGCUACGUCGAGUUUAACCUCGUGCACGAUCGCGGGACGCAGUUUGGGCUGAACACGCCCGGGUCGAGGGUGGAGAGCAUCUUGAUGAGUUUGCCUGUGACGGCGUCGUGGAAGUAUAUGCAUUCGCCUGAGCCCGACACUCCAGAGCAGGAGUUGUUGGAUGUUUUGAAGAAUCCUAAGGAGUGGGUUUAG